Messenger RNA from Purpureocillium takamizusanense, 1964 nucleotides. It is a transcript of the gene GDPD1, whose product is annotated as Lysophospholipase D gdpd1. NCBI's taxonomy places the organism in Eukaryota, Fungi, Ascomycota, Sordariomycetes, Hypocreales, Ophiocordycipitaceae. Gene Ontology annotation, biological process: lipid metabolic process. The record is from RefSeq and is a predicted model, not a curated record. Bases 897 to 1724 code for a protein of 275 amino acids. Gene Ontology annotation, molecular function: phosphoric diester hydrolase activity. The transcript has 4 exons.
UAACCUCCACAGACCAAAAAAACCCCGUCGUCAUUCGCUGGAGGGUCGUCCGAUUCGACGCCGACCGACAGACCCAACGUUCCCUACCUAAGUUACUUCGUAGUAACUUUGUAACACCAAUUAAAUAGUUUGCCCUCCGUCUCUCUCCGUCUCUCUCUCUCUCCCGCGUACCCCGUCUGUCUUGUUGUCCGUGCUCUCUUCCCAUCACGAACCCACUCAUCAUAACAGCCAGCCCGACCGCUCUUUUCUGGCAUAUCAAUCUUUUCAUCUAGCAUUUCUUUUUGCUUGCUUUGCACUUUUCCCGUUCGUCCCGGUUCCACACCCCGCGCUCAGCCAUGGCAGAGGAAAAGGAGUCGUUGCUUGCCGCCGCCGCAGCGACGGGAGACACAUCUUAUGGUAAUACAUAUACACACAUGGCCACCUAAAUCUAUAAAGCACACGCACGCACACGCACGCACGUGCACGUUAAACAUACGAUGCCCGCACCACGCACACAUUCUUCGUCCGUCGUCCGCGUCAGUUUGCGAGGGCGUUCCCCCCAUGAGCGCAUCUAACCCGCUUGCCCAGCACCCUCAACAACAACAUCAUCAUCAUCAUCAUCGUCAAUAUCAUCUUCACCGCCGCCGCCAUGGACCGCCGCCCUCGCCUCGUCGCGCGACCCGACGCGCCUCAUCCCGCAGGGCAUCGCCCACCGCGGCUACAAGGCCGCCUAUCCGGAGAACUCUCUGGCCGCCUUUCGCGCCGCCGCGCGCGUCGGCGCCCACGCCAUCGAGACCGACGUUCACCUCACGGCUGACGGCGUCGCCGUGAUAUCUCAUGAUCCCAGUCUCAAGCGCUGCUUCGGCAUCGACAAGAACAUCAGCGACUGCGACUGGGCCUACCUCUCCACCCUCGGGAUGCUCAGCGACCCGACCCAGCGCAUGCUCAGGUUCCGCGACUUUCUCACCUGGCUCGUCGCCGGCCCGGGCCUCCUCGUCUCCGGCGGCAGCGACGAUGAGGAGGCGGAGGAGGACGAGGACGAGGCGCGCACGCGGGCCAAACUCUGGGUCCUGCUCGACAUCAAGAUCGACGACGAGCCGCGCGCCCUCAUGCGCGCCAUCGCCGCCGCCAUAGCGCAGGUCCCUCCCAGCAGCGCCAUCCCCUGGGAGCAGCGCAUCCUCCUCGGCUGCUGGAACGCCGCCCUCAUCGAGGCCGCCAGCCAGGCCCUCCCCGGCUUCCCCCUCGCCCACAUCGGCUACUCCCUCUCCUACGCCCGCCACUUCUUCCCCGUCCCGGACCUCGCCUUCAACGUCGCCCAGGCCGCCCUCCUCGCCCCCCUCCGCGGCCGCGCCUUUAUGCGUGCCGUCCGCGCCCGCGGCCGCUCCCUCUUCGUCUGGACCGUCAACACGGAGCGUGGCAUGGAGUGGUGCAUCCGCCAGAACCAGUCCUCCUCUUCUUCGUCCUCCUCCGCUUCUUCUUCUUCCCUCCGCGGCCCCCGGCUCGUCGACGGCGUCAUCACCGACGACCCCAAGCUCUACCUCUCCGUCUGCCGCCGCUACGAGGACCAGCUUGACGGCAGGGCCACCACGCCUACUCGGCCGGCCACCACGCGUGAGACCAUGGGCUUCGUCAUGCACGUCAUCGCCCGCCAGCUCCUCUUCAAGUUCAUGUUUGUCUACCGCCGGUUCUGGCAGAACAAGCUGGACUACCUGCACGAGCGCGCGCCCAUAGACAAGAGCGACUGAGGUUGGCAUGGAUAGAGACGUGGCCAGACGGACGGCGGUCCCCGCUGGUGCGCAAACAGCACCCCACUGGCAUCACAAAACAUUGAUAAUGCAUUGUAGACAGGCUCUGGGCCAUCGGGCCUUGGUAAUUUUGGAAUAGUCCUUUGUGUUUUUGUACUCGAGUCGUCAUGUAUCGACUCGACUGCCGACGGGGCAGCUCUUUUCUUCUAAUGCACACACGCACGCCUCGCUUCUCGCCUC